CUCCAGCCCCCUUUUUAAUCCAAUUCCCAUUUCCACCCCUUCAAGAUGCCCUUUCUUCCAUCCUCUCAAGCCCCCCCGACACCCUCCCCCGCGCAUCGAUUUACGCCGUCACCACCUCCUCCUGCUUGUCUGUCUCUCCCUCCCAGGACGGCGCGUCGAAUGAUCCGGGGCCGCCGGGGAAGAGCUCCAGGCAGCAGGAGGGAGGCUGCGUCCUCCUACUGUCUUAAACUGUAUCUCUCUCUUAAAAAAAAAAAGCAAGCCGGUAGCCCUCCGUGUUAUUUUGUAUUAAAAUGAGGAGGAGGAGGAGGAGGAGGAAGAAGAAGAAGAAGCAGCAGCAGAAACAGCAGAAGCGGCAGCAGAAAGCAAUAGCGGAGAGGAAAAGAGGAAGGAGCAGGAGCAAGGGACGGCGGCGGCAGGAGCAGGAGGAGGAGUGAUGAGUCAACUAAUAAUUUAAUGGGGACAGAGCAAGCGAGAGUGAGAGAGGGCGAGAGCGAGCAAGCCAAGCUGCGUCCCGGACACACACACACACACACACACGCACACACGCAGACACACAACCCUGUAACAUCCAGCAACCACCACCAAACCGGCCUAAAUAACAGUUAUAGCCAGCCGACAGACAACAAGAAUUUGAAAUCUCACAGGAUUAAUUUAUUACUAUUUUUUUGGGAUUUAGAAAUCAUCUUCAAGACAUCGUUCUACAAAGGGAAUCUCCUUUGUUUCCAUUAUUUAUAUGCUGUCAAGUUUUGAAGUGGUGAUCUUUAGAGGCGGGACUGAGUAUGGAUCAUUUGAACGAGACAACUCAGGGGAAAGAACAUUCAGAAAUGUCUAACAAUGUAAGUGAUCCGAAGGGUCCACCAGCCAAAAUUGCCCGCUUGGAACAGAAUGGGAGCCCAUUAGGAAGAGGAAGACUUGGAAGUACAGGAUCUAAAAUGCAAGGAGUGCCUUUAAAACACUCUGGACACCUGAUGAAAACACAAAUUAGAAAAGGAACCAUGCUUCCAGUUUUCUGUGUUGUGGAACAUUAUGAAAAUUCCAUUGAGUAUGAUUGCAAGGAAGAACAUGCAGAAUUUGUUUUAGUAAGGAAGGACAUGUUAUUCAACCAGCUAAUUGAAAUGGCAUUAUUAUCACUUGGAUAUUCUCAUAGCUCUGCUGCCCAAGCAAAAGGAUUGAUCCAGGUUGGGAAAUGGAACCCAGUUCCUCUAUCCUAUGUGACAGAUGCUCCUGAUGCCACUGUAGCUGACAUGCUGCAGGAUGUUUAUCACGUAGUCACACUGAAAAUCCAAUUGCACAGUUGCCCUAAACUAGAAGACUUGCCUCCUGAACAAUGGUCUCACACAACAGUAAGAAAUGCUCUGAAGGAUUUACUGAAGGAUAUGAACCAGAGUUCAUUGGCCAAGGAGUGUCCCCUUUCACAGAGUAUGAUAUCUUCCAUUGUGAACAGCACUUACUAUGCAAAUGUCUCAGCAGCAAAAUGUCAGGAAUUUGGGAGAUGGUAUAAACAUUUCAAGAAGGCAAAAGAUAUGAUGGCUGAAAUGGACAGCCUUUCUGAACUAUCACAACAAGGUGCAAACCACGUCAACUUUGGCCACCAGCCAGUCCCAGGGAACACUGCUGAACAGCCACCAUCCCCCGUUCAGCUUUCUCAUAGCAGUCAACCAUCUGUUCGGACCCCACUUCCAAACAUGCACCCUGGACUUACCCCCAUUAGUCCUCAGUUAGUAAACCAACAAUUGGUAAUGGCCCAGUUGCUAAACCAGCAGUAUGCAGUGAACAGACUUCUAGCCCAACAGUCCUUAAAUCAACAGUACUUGAACCAUCCUCCUCCUGUCAGCAGAUCCAUCAACAAGCCUUUGGAACAACAGGUCUCAACUAAUACAGAGGUGUCUUCCGAAAUCUACCAGUGGGUGCGUGACGAAUUGAAACGAGCAGGAAUCUCACAGGCAGUUUUUGCACGCGUGGCAUUUAACAGAACUCAGGGCUUGCUCUCAGAAAUCCUGAGAAAAGAAGAAGACCCCAAGACUGCUUCGCAAUCUUUAUUAGUAAACCUUCGGGCAAUGCAGAAUUUCUUGCAGCUGCCUGAAGCAGAAAGAGACCGAAUAUACCAGGAUGAAAGAGAAAGAAGCUUGAAUGCAGCUUCUGCUAUGGGCCCGACACCUCUUAUAAGCACACCACCUAGCCGACCUUCACAAGUAAAAACAACUGCUAUUUCAACAGAAAGAAAUGGAAAACCUGAAAAUAAUACCAUGAACAUUAAUGCUUCCAUUUAUGACGAGAUCCAACAGGAAAUGAAAAGAGCUAAAGUAUCUCAAGCAUUAUUUGCAAAAGUUGCAGCAACAAAAAGCCAGGGCUGGCUCUGCGAACUCUUGCGUUGGAAAGAAGAUCCUUCACCUGAGAAUAGAACUCUGUGGGAAAACCUGUCAAUGAUCCGAAGGUUCCUCAGUCUUCCUCAGCCUGAACGAGAUGCCAUUUAUGAACAAGAAAGCAAUGCAGUUCAUCACCAUGGCGACAGACCUUCUCAUAUUAUUCAUGUUCCAGCAGAGCAAAUGCAGAGCCCCUCUCCCACCACCCUUGGGAAAGGAGAGCAUAGAGGCGCUUUCUUACCUGGCCUGCUGACCACUGGACCUUGGCUGGGUGCUGCUCCUCAGCAGCAGCAGUCCCAGCAACAGCCACCCCAGCAGCAGCCUCAGCAGCAGCAGCAGCAGCCCCCACCCCCAGGUCCUAGAUUACCCCCAAGACAGCCAACAGUAGCAUCACCAGCUGAAUCUGAGGAUGAAAAUCGUCAAAAGAAUCGUCCACGAACAAAAAUUUCUGUAGAAGCUCUGGGCAUUCUUCAGAGUUUUAUUCAAGAUGUAGGCCUGUAUCCAGAUGAAGAAGCCAUCCAAACUCUGUCAGCCCAGCUCGACCUACCAAAAUACACCAUUAUCAAAUUCUUUCAGAACCAGCGAUACUACGUCAAACACCAUGGAAAGCUGAAAGAUAACUCAGGCUUAGAAGUAGAUGUGGCAGAAUAUAAAGAAGAUGAGUUACUUAAGGAUUUGGAAGAGGGUGUCCAAGACAAAAGUACGAACACACUUUUUUCAGUUAAAUUAGAAGAUGAGUUAUCAGUAGAAGGGAACACUGACUGUAACACUGUAUUGAAAGACUAAUAAAAAUAGUAUUUAUUCAACAGCAUCAUUGCUUACUAAUAAAAAGAAAAAUCCAUCCUGUAUACUGUCAUCAACCUCUUUAUUCAUUGUUUGGCCUAUAAAUCUUCCAAAACUUGCACAAAAGUCGAAAAAAAUUAAGGAUAAUACAGACUGCACUAGAUAUUUUACAAACUGCUUCAGCGAUAGACAUGAAGCAUUGAAGAUUGUUUCAUAUUAAUUUGUGUUCACUGGGUACAUCAACAUGUAUCCAAUAAGCAUGAUAUCUGUGGGUUGUUUUUCUUCUUAUUGUUGUUAUUAUUAUUCUAGAGCUUUCAGACAAGCAUUACUUUGUGACUUAUUGUUUUUAUUUUUUCCCAGUUAUUGUUAACACUCCACACUUGAUCUAUGAAAGCUUAACAUUUAUUUAAGUAAAAGAUAAAAGAAGAGUUAGUUACUCUUGCUCUAUUGUAUGUUACAAAAGAACUAUAGACUGUGAGAUGCAGUUUAAAGUUCACAUAUGCCAACAAAUGCCUUGUAUUAUAUGGCACUGCCGUAACUCAGAUUUUUUUUCAAAAGUAAGAAAUCACUGUAUCUUUUUCAUUUUCAUUUGUUAUACGAAUUUUUGGAAACAAAAUGUGAAUCAUGUUUUUCCCAUUAUUUAUUUGUAGAUCUUUAAAUAUCAUGUUGUAAUUAAUUUUAGAAGUUUCCGUUAAAUGUAAUAUUGCUUCUAUUGUUACCAUAUUGGGGUUUUUUUUCUAUUUAUAAGUGUAUUUUGAUGGGCAGUAAAACAAAGUGUCUUAAAAGUUUUAAAUAGAAAAAAUGUGCUUUACACAGUUGCCUAUAAAAAGUGCUCUAUGUUAUCCAAGCAAUUCAUACUAUAAGCUUCACUCUUAUUGUUGUAUGCAAUUUUUACUAUCAUGCAAAUAAGCUUAGGUAAAUCAAACUAAUAGAUCACCUUAGAAACUUAUGCAAUUAAUGUGAAAAUAAUUGAUGUUUGCAAUGUGUCUUCCUUUGGUUUACAAUCAAUUUUAAAGCUACAGCUGUAUAAAUUUUCUGUAUAAAGGUGUAUUUCUUUUUUAUGAGUUUAUUGCUAUGAAAACACCAGUUAUUUUGUUACAGCUGGCUGUUUUUAUAAGUGUAUCACAAUUUUCUUUAUGCAGAAAUGUUCUGACUAGGAGUGGUUAUUGACUGUAACUACACAAUUAAAAUUGUUUGUAUGGUAUGAUA
Molecule: messenger RNA, 4355 nt
Organism: Thamnophis elegans (Western terrestrial garter snake)
Lineage: Eukaryota; Metazoa; Chordata; Lepidosauria; Squamata; Natricidae
Gene: SATB1
Product: SATB homeobox 1
Exons: 13
Coding region: 780-3149 (789 amino acids)
Biological process (GO): regulation of transcription by RNA polymerase II; chromatin remodeling
Molecular function (GO): RNA polymerase II cis-regulatory region sequence-specific DNA binding; DNA-binding transcription factor activity, RNA polymerase II-specific
Source: RefSeq, a predicted model, not a curated record